Molecule: messenger RNA, 4060 nt
Organism: Pristis pectinata (smalltooth sawfish)
Lineage: Eukaryota; Metazoa; Chordata; Chondrichthyes; Rhinopristiformes; Pristidae
Gene: crispld2
Product: cysteine-rich secretory protein LCCL domain containing 2
Exons: 15
Coding region: 657-2141 (494 amino acids)
Cellular component (GO): extracellular region
Source: RefSeq, a predicted model, not a curated record
UAAUUGGGAUGUGUUUGCCUCAGCAGUGAAGUCGACUCGGGGGCGGUGGGUUUACAGCCGGAGUUUGCUCUCCCUUUCCCGGCGAGGACACAUUUCCAAACAUAAUAGCGACUGCGAGGAAAGUUUUAAAUGGUCUCGUGGUCUGGAUGGGAAAGUUCACGGGCGUGAUGUUUCCAAACCUGUUGCUGCAUCAGUAAAAAUUGGGAGUGAGUGCAUUGCAGGGGGAAAUUCCCUCCACCCACUGAACUUAUCAAAUAAAGACUUGUUUGGGCUCUCGCUCUGCACCAGGGUAGCAGCGGCCGGAGACCCGACUCUGAUGGCGUCACCUCCAGGUCCGGCGCCAAACAAAAUCACUUCGCAGGAUAUGACCAGCCUUCUGCUCCCAGAUAUAAAUUCAGCAGCCGACUGCUGCAGAGUCGUAGAGAGCGCCGUGAACCUCAGCUCCGCCAGUCAGCUGCUGAAGCGGCGUUAAAGGAGUCCGCUUGAAAUCGAGUGCGAGCUCUCUUCCAACUCCACAUCUCUCCUGCUGUACUCCGAAGAGCUUCCAGCGAGGACGUUAAGCUCUCUUGAUCCUCCUGCUGCAGCUGCAAGGUUGUUCCCUUAAGGUCUUAUAAACCUUUUCUGUGGGUUGUUGAAGGUCACACCAUUUCUCAGCCAUGAGCCCUGUCUGCGCCUGGACCUUUGUCACCAUUUUAAUUGGCCUGGCUCAGGAAUCCAGUUGUGGGAUUUUGCACAACGCCUCGCAUGUCGAAAGUUUGUUGGAAUAUGUCCUUUCGAGGAACAAGCGAGCCAUCCCCCAGAUCGACAAAGACGAGACUUUGCAACUUCACAAUCACCUGCGGGGACAGGUCUAUCCCUCAUCCUCCAACAUGGAGUACAUGGAGUGGGAUAAUGAAUUGGAACGGUCUGCUGAAAGCUGGGCCCAGCAGUGUGUCUGGGAUCAUGGCCCUUCUCAUCUAAUCAAAUCAAUAGGUCAGAACCUGGCAGUGCACUGGGGAAGAUAUCGUUCUCCAGCUUCACAUGUGCAGGCAUGGUAUGAUGAAGUCAAAGAUUACACCUACCCAUAUCCACAUGAGUGCAGUCCUUGGUGUCCUGAAAGAUGUUCUGGUUCAAUGUGCACCCAUUACACCCAAUUGGUGUGGGCAACAACUAACAGAGUUGGCUGUGCUGUCAAUGUUUGUGCAAGAAUGAACGUGUGGGGAGAAAUCUGGGAGAACGCUGUCUAUUUAGUGUGUAACUAUUCACCAAAGGGGAAUUGGAUUGGGGAAGCUCCAUAUAAGCAUGGUCGUCCAUGUUCAGAGUGCCCACCCAGCUAUGGUGGAAGUUGCAAGAACAACCUCUGCUACAAAGACAAUACAAUGAAAAGACCACAGCAUGAACAUACGAAUGAAGUCGAGCCCUCCCAGAUCGAUACAGGCGCGUUAAUUCCUUGGUCUGUACCACAGUUCCAACCAAAACCACAGCUACCGACAGUGGAACAUAGCGGCAAUGAUUACAUGACUCAAGUCAUCAAGUGUGAAACUAAAAUGAGAGAUAAAUGCAAAGGGACAACUUGCAACAGGUACAAGUGCCCAGCCAAUUGCAAAUCCUCAAAGGCAAAAGUAAUCGGAACACUCUAUUAUGAAACGCAAUCAAGUAUUUGUCGGGCUGCAAUACACCAAGGGGUUAUUAAGAAUGAAGAUGGUGGGUUUGUGGAUAUCACUCGGAAAGGAAAAAUCCCAUUUUUUGUCAAGUCUACCAGAAAUGAUGUUCAAUCACUAAGCAAGUUCAAGCAAGCCAAUGGAUUUACUGUUUCAGAAGUGACCACCCGGUCAGUUGACUGCUAUACCACAGUGGCUCAGCUCUGUCCUUACAGAAAGCCAGCUACACAUUGUCCAAGGAUUAACUGUCCACCAAACUGUUUAGAGGAGUUUCCCUUCUGGGCACGGGUCAUUGGCAACAACAUUUAUUCUGAUAGAUCCAGUAUCUGUCGAACAGCGGUGCAUGCUGGUGUGAUUAAGAACCACAUUGGAGGACUUGUGGAUGUGAUGCCAGUGGAGAAGAAGAACCGAUAUAAAGGGACCUCCAAAAAUGGAAUUCAGUCAGAGAGUAUAAAAAAUCCUCCUGAUGGAAAAGCCUUCAGAAUAUUUGCUGUGGCAUGAGUGAGAAAUUAAUUGUGACAGAAUUAUUCUGGAAGCACCAGCGUAAGAAGCAUUUACGAAAACUGUGCGCACUUAACAGCAGUGAUCAUCUUCAUCAUGUGAAGUAUCAAACACCAAACUCAGAUUACAAACCUUGCAUCUCAUUUGCCAAAAAAAAUGGACUCUGGUUCGAACAUUCCUCUCAUUAUUGUACAUAAUAAAUUUAAUAUUUUGUUUAAAGGCAGAAAUAUAGUUAUUUACAGCAGUGCUGCUAAGUUAUAUUGCUCAGUAUAAUAUAGUUAAGUAUUUACUCCUAGUUUGAUCUUUAUAUCAGUGCAAUUUUUUGGAAAUGAUGGGUGCAUGUCUCUUUUACAAUUAUUUGCAUCACUGCAAAUGGACAAAGCACUGUGUGUGCACAUUGUAGGAGACAAAUCCUGGAGAACAGUUAAAGGCAGGGCCUUCAGGGCUUCAUGACGCUUUCAGAGCCAUGGCAGCUUUCUCUUCACCCAGAAGUGUACAUGAUAAAUUUGGUGGACAUGCAGGCUAAUCUACCGAAACGUUAAUAAUGCUGCUUUCAAAUGCACAACAAAACAAAAAUGCCUGUGUUCUUUGAGUUUAUUUGGAACCUCAAAAGCUAAUAAUGUAAGAGUUUGCUUGAACAAUUGAAGUUCCAAAUGUUCAUUUUGUGCAAAUCUAUUAUUGUCUCAUGGGUCUGCUAUAUUCUAACGUAUGCAACCUCAUUUCUUCAAUCUGUGCAUAAGUAGAUUCCUUGUCUAUAAUUUUCUCUCCCUCUGCCUCCCAUCAGUUGUCCAUGGGCUCACUCUUGCACCUGACAGGAAUAAGGUCAAAAUGAAAUUUGUGGUGCAUGACUUGAGACAAAAGGAAGGAAUUUAUAUGCUAUGGGGAACAAGGAAUGAGAUACACAUACGUGUAUGUGGUGCCUCAUUGACUGGGAGUUUAUAAGAGUCUUGUGGCUGUGCCACUCAUGUAAAUACUAGCUCAAGUUAAUGGAGGACCACACACAGCCUUGCAUUUCACCCUCAUCCAUCUAAUGUUCUGCAAAUAAACUAAACCUUGGUGAAAUCAUUCCUUUCACAACAAUACCACCAUAAUUCCCUCUUUAUUCAGUUACCCUCAGUGCUUGUCAGAAGUUUCUUAUUUAUUUGGUCAGAGGACUCUUUGCUCUGUUAUUGAGACCACAUCACCCUGUCAUACUGUUUUCCUUUUAUGAAUUAUAAGUAAUUGAUGACCUUAUGAACUUAGCAGUUCGAGUGCGUUAGCGCAGUGAAUGGUUGAAAGGCUGAGAUUGAGGGGGAUGUAAGGAGAACUUUGUUUUGAGUGUACUUAAUUGCACAGUAAUUCAAUGGAUAAAGCAUGGUCGUAACGAAGCAAGAAACAAAGGCAAUAUUUAAAUAAUGAAUCAGAUCAGAGGUUCCCAAACUUUUUUUUUAUUGCAUACCCGCUUCCAUCAUGUUUUAUAUUUUAACCCAAUAAAUAACUUUUUACAAUUUAACUUUAAGUAAUCUUAAAAGUGCCCCAACUUUUUUUUUCCAUUUAUUACCCAAGAAUACAGGACUAUAUCGAAUUUUAUCAACGACUAACUAGUUUAGUCUAAAAUAAAUAAGGAUAGUUCAGUUUGGGAACCCCUGGAUUCAUGCAUUGGAUUCACCACUGUAGUUUAGGAUUUUUUUUUAGCUCUUUAAUGUAAAAAAAGUUCUUUAUUUCUCUCUAUUGGAUAUCUGCAAACUGUCAGAAUGAAUACUUGCAUGUGCAAAUUCUGACGAUAUUAAAUAUAAUUUAUUGCAUCGGGCAACAGGGAUGAGGAUAGCUGCUCAACCACUUUGAUUUUUGUUACUGCAUUACAUUGUAUAUUUUUUCAUAUCUAUGUAUAAAACUAAAUAAACUUACAAGCCUCCAACUAUUUUUAAUACCUUAUAAAA